Molecule: messenger RNA, 6046 nt
Organism: Periophthalmus magnuspinnatus
Lineage: Eukaryota; Metazoa; Chordata; Actinopteri; Gobiiformes; Gobiidae
Product: potassium voltage-gated channel subfamily B member 2-like
Exons: 3
Coding region: 420-2852 (810 amino acids)
Biological process (GO): potassium ion transmembrane transport; protein homooligomerization
Cellular component (GO): voltage-gated potassium channel complex; membrane
Molecular function (GO): protein binding; delayed rectifier potassium channel activity
Source: RefSeq, a predicted model, not a curated record
UACAGCGAGCGAGCACAGUCUUCUGCGCUCACGCGUUCUGCUUUUUGGAUGAAGCCAGGACUCUUGGACAAUGUUUGUGUUGGAAAAACAUCUCAAAGCUUUUCACUAUAUCUAAGGAAAAAAACGAAACGAUCCGUGGCAGUUUUAUCCCGAGAGAUUUUUCACUACAAAAUGAGGGACCCACGUUUUCGCCGCGUCUACGGACUGGACUCACCGGUGGCAGCUUGACUAGAGGGGGAUUCCGGCUCCCUUUUUAUCUUUUCUCCCCUUGGAAAAAAGAGGAGUUUGCAUGCACAACGUGGUUUAUCUCGGCAAGCCAUGGAGGGUCUUGCCUAAAGUGGAUCCAACAUAACUUCUUGAGUUUACUUAACAUCGCAACAUCUAUAUCCAUUGAAAGUCUACCGUCCCAUUUGUGAAUCAUGGCUGAGAAGACAGGUGGAGCGAGUCCAAAGCCUAGCAACCUCCGAACCGCCACAUCCAUACCCCCUGAACCUAUCGACAUCAUCCGAACCAAGGCAAAAUCGCGCCGAGUUCGCCUCAACGUGGGAGGACUCAACCAUGAAGUCCUAUGGCGGACCCUGGAUCGCUUGCCCCGAACCAGGUUGGGCAAACUCCGUGAUUGCAACACCCACGAAUCCCUAAUGGAGGUGUGCGACGACUACAGUCUGAAUGAAAACGAGUUUUUCUUUGACAGACAUCCAGGAGCAUUCACCUCGAUUUUGAAUUUCUACCGCACGGGCAAGUUGCAUAUGAUGGAGGAGAUGUGCGCCUUGUCGUUUGGGCAGGAGUUGGACUACUGGGGCAUAGAUGAGAUCUACCUGGAGUCUUGUUGCCAGGCGAGGUACCACCAGAAGAAGGAGCAGAUGAACGAGGAGCUGAGGAGGGAAGCCGAGACGAUGCGGGAUAGGGAAGGAGAGGGGGAGUUUGAUAACACCUGCUGCCCAGACAAGAGGAAGAAACUCUGGGAUCUCCUGGAGAAACCCAACUCCUCUGUGGCUGCCAAGAUCUUGGCCAUCAUAUCUAUCCUCUUCAUCGUGUUGUCCACUAUCGCCCUGUCCCUCAACACUUUACCGGAGCUACAAGUGCCGGACGAAUUCGGUCAUGCCAACGACAAUCCGCAGCUCGCCCAUGUGGAGGCAGUGUGCAUCGCCUGGUUCACUAUGGAAUACCUCCUCCGCUUCCUCUCCUCUCCCAACAAGUGGAAGUUCUUCAAGGGCCCACUCAAUGUCAUUGACUUGCUCGCCAUCCUCCCCUACUAUGUUACAAUCUUUCUGACUGAAUCCAACAAAAGCGUGCUGCAGUUUCAAAACGUGCGGCGUGUGGUGCAAAUUUUCCGGAUCAUGAGAAUAUUGAGGAUCUUAAAACUGGCCAGGCACUCCACAGGUCUCCAAUCUCUGGGUUUCACUUUGAGAAGGAGCUACAACGAACUUGGUUUACUUAUUUUAUUUCUCGCGAUGGGCAUUAUGAUCUUCUCCAGCUUGGUGUUCUUUGCCGAGAAAGACGAAGAUGCCACAAAGUUCACCAGCAUCCCCGCGUCUUUUUGGUGGGCCACUAUUACAAUGACUACAGUGGGCUAUGGUGACAUUUACCCGCAGACUUUGCUUGGUAAAAUUGUAGGGGGGCUCUGCUGUAUCGCAGGAGUGCUGGUAAUCGCCCUCCCAAUUCCUAUCAUUGUUAACAACUUCUCUGAGUUCUACAAAGAGCAGAAGAGACAGGAAAAAGCCAUCAAGAGGAGAGAGGCGCUCGAAAGGGCAAAGAGGAAUGGAAGUAUUGUGUCAAUGAAUCUCAAAGAUGCUUUCGCUCGUAGUAUGGAGCUCAUGGACGUAGUGGUAGAGAAAGGAGAGGAAAAGAGAUUUGAUAACCACCUCUCGCCAAGUCGUUGGGGGUCAGCAAAGAAUGCGUCAUCAGAAACUAGCCUACGGUCACCAGAUAAAAGAAACCCAGAGUUGUCCCCUAAUCGAAUAACUAUUAUCACAUCAGGAAGUCCACAGCAUGAACACAGGACCCCACAACACCUUAACGCCGAGAAGUUAGAAGAGAUAUACAAUCAGAUGACAAAAUCACAAUCUUUCAACAAUUUAAAUACUGCAAGUUCAAUGAGCACCAUGAGCACAACUAUGACCGGGCCUGGUUCGCCCAAGAAAACCUACAGUCCAGAAUCCACCCUGAAAGAGGAGGUGGAGCUGGAGAUGACAGAAGUGCAGAGAGCAUGCUGUUCGGAGGAUUUUCUGCAACAAAAAGAUGGCAUUGAACCUUGUGAAUUUCAUACAAAGCUUCCAUUUUUAGAUCUGAGUCAUCUGGGUACGGCGGACAAACUCUAUCAGUCUGAGCUCCACAUUGACGAAGAUGGGAGUUUUAAUAGCGCCAUGGAAACGAUGUCUCCGAGAAGGAACAAUCCUCUGAAGAUAAAGGGUUUGACGGUAAAUAGAAACUCAGCAGAGGGUCCGCUGACACCCCCCAGCACUACCUCUCCUGGAGAUAUCAGCUCCAGCAUCAUGGAAGUCGAAUCACCCGAUGGAGAGCUGUCCCCACUCAUACCGUGUUCGGAUGAGCUCGUUCCCAUUGCGGAGGAGGAGUCAUUAUCCCCAAAAAGGCUGGUCGUAGACACCCCACCUGGAGACGAGGACCCGACUACGGAGGAUCAUCUCAUGGAGGUGGCAGGGGCGGUGGUAGGACCCCUGUCGCCCAAGAUGGCAGCACAAAACUGCACCCAAGCUGUAGUCGGGGCAAGUGGGGAGUCCGAUAGCAACCAAAGUGGACACAACAAAGUCGAGAACCACAUGUUUACAACGGAAAUCCAUCUGAUACCAGGAGAUGGCAGUCUUUCUCCAACCUGUGAAACCAGCAUGUGACAAUAAGAUAAUUUAAAAGACUCGGGAACGCAAGACAAGGAUGCAGUAAAAGAUAUUUUUGCAUGGCAUGACAAGUCCCUUUUACUUGUGUUUUGCUGAAGAAGAGAAAAACUGAGGUGCUUAUCCGGAGAAAUAAAGGAUGUCAUCAAUUGCUGUAGGUAGACUCAUGGCCCUCCUGAUGUACAUAAUUAUUUUCUAGCAAACUGAAGGAAGGGGGACUUAACUGUACAAAGCAUGCAUUUAGACAAAGACAAGAUAUUUUACGGUGCUUAGUUUGCUGAAAGCGCUCCACUGUAAAUACCGGGACAUCAAAGCCAGUGACAAUGCACAGGAUGGUAAAACAAAAAGACUGUUGAUGCCAGUACUGAUACUUGCAAUGUGAAAAAUAAUGUGAGAGGAUGGUGGGUGGGUUUAGGUAGAAAAACACAGAAAGCCCUCAGAUUGGGUGUUGCAUUGUAGCGAACUCUAAAAUAAAAACAUAUCAUUACUUUUUGUGGAAAUGCAAUGUUCCCAUGACGACCUUGUAAUGCUUUUAUUUUUGUUUAGUGUGGUAAACGGUCUAUGAAAACUGUAUGAAAUGUUUUGGGUUUUCAUAAGUAAUUAUUUAGGUUGUGCAUCCAAUUAUCACAGAUCUUGACAAUAAGGAUAAAAAACGUUGUUCCUUUUACUCACACUUGUAGUUGCCAAAUAUACUAGCAGUACUUGCAAAUAGGCUUUGGACAAGAAACUACUACUUCUUCAAACCCACAAAAAUAUACAGUAAAUAUAUAAUUUUUAUGUUUGGCUUAUUGUAUCAAAUAGUGUAAAAUACAUAGGUCUAGAUUGGUCAUAGGAAAUUCUACAUUAACUAGAAAGAAUUUAGCCAAAUAAGACAGCACAGUACACCUGGGCAAUAAUCCUUUUGCUCUUGUAACGCUUCACUAAAAACAAGUAGUAGAUAAUCAACUACAAUAGAAAUUCCUUCCUAGUGGCAUCAAUGGACCAAAUGAAGCACACUGUCAAGCUCUUGUCUAUCUCAGCUGCAUAGAAAUAUAUAAUGUAAGAACAUAUACAAUGACAUUUAUUAUUAUUGAUAUAUUUUGUUUUUUUGUUUUGCAUUGAUCAUAUCCUCGGCACCCUGAUGUCAGUUUGUUUGGUACUACUGCGAGUUUUAUCUGAUCCUGCUGAUCAAUUUGAGAGCAUCUUUUUAUUUUGUAUAUGUGUUUGCGUCCUGGACUGUAAUUUAUUGUGUUAUAUUGUGAACAAAUAAUGAUUUUCAGUCAAACUUAAAAACCCAAAGGAGUUUUAUUUUUUUGGUCUUUUUUGCUCACUUCUGUUUUACACUGACUGAAAUAUCUUGUCUGUAUGUUGCCUUUGAUUCCAUGAUGAUGAUGAUGAUGAGUUGUUGCUGAAAUGAUUUUUCUAUUGUUUUAGCAUGAUACUUUUAGCGGCACGUUGCGUUUGUUGGAGCCUCGCAAACGACGAAGAUAUUGGCCGAAUAUGAUUGGGUGGUUCCUGUCUUUUGUUUUACAUUUGUUUUUCUUACUCAAGUCAUGUUUUGUUGUCACAGAAAGGUGUGGAAUGUGCAAUCUAUGCAGGCCAAGAAUUGUGGCACUUUAUUUUCUGUCUAUGGGAUUUGUAAGUGUACAGGCAGAAACUACUUGUAUUUUUCCAAUGUUAUAUCUUUAAUAUGAGGCGAACAGUAUUACAGCUACCAGAUUCUCACAAACAAUGCAAAAUCUGAGUUUGACUUUUUCGUAUGGAUAGCAAUUGACUUCAAAUUUGACUAUGUAUGGAUCCAAAUUGACCACUUGGGCCUUUUAUAUUACAGUUGGAUUGAAUGAAAUCCAACUUAUGUCUGUCAAAAAUAAUUUUAAUGGCCACACACAAUGGAUUUUAUGUUUUUUGUGAAUCAAUGUUGAGAAUGAUUCUAUUUUUUCUAAAACAAAAUAGAGCACGACCACAAUUUUUCUGCCAUAUUUGGUGGUUGAAAUGCUGCGUGCCUUUUCAUAAGUGUUUAUGAGAAGGUAGCAAGUCAUUUUUGCUUUGUUCAUAUAGCACUGUACAGAAAAAAAAUCUAAUUUUAUAGGAGAAAUCAGGUCUUUAUGUAAUAGAUAAAGUAAUGUUGUUGAGUUCUCAGGUUUUCUACAACUCUCUCAAUUGGAUAGAACUCUGUUUUUCUUUCACAGCUUUUUUGAACAGUGAUGUUGUCAAAUCCACAUUGAUGUCUUGGCUCCCAGAGCAAAGCACUCUGGGUAAUAUGUGUAUUGCAUUCACUAUCCACCCCAUCAGUCUUCAGUGAGGCGAGAAAGGAGCACAAUACAAACUUCUGGCCAGUAAGAGUUUGAGAAUCCCAUAAAACACAUGUGAGAUUAAACAAAAACACAUUUGCCAAGUGACAAGUCCAUGUGAUUUCUCAUGCUGACACUACAGCUUUAGACUAACCACAUUGCAUGCCCUCCAGUACUGUGUAGGCUGAUAAAUAGAAAGAAACCACCUUCUAAAUUAUUACAUUGCACCACUUGUGGCCCAUUCUGUGUACAUAUAGUUCAACAAUCAAAGAUAUUUUCAAUGUAAAAUCCCUUCAUUUCAAACUCAUCUGACCUUCAAAAAAUCCCUCUUCCCAUCUGGGUCUGUUCAGUUUUACUUCCGAGCCCCUUUUGUUUGUCGUUAUCACAUCUCCACGUAGGCCCAGACCCAUCCUUCAUUCUGACAGCCAGGGCGAGAGGAACAUGCCAUUGAUCGGAGAGACUCCCCUGGGAUGGCGUUUGUGUGGAUACUGAAAUAAAUAGUGUUGAAGAUGACAGCAAAAAUGGGAGUGCGCUCUGUCUUACUUUCUCAGCAUUAUCCAGCCCUUAUCCCAUAUGGAAAGGUAUUCUUCCUGAGAGAAUGGGUAUUGUCUAUGUCACUCAUGCGUGCUUAACAGAAACAUCCCUACAAAGCAUUAAGCCAUUGCAUUAUUCUUAUUAUGUUGUAUUUUGCCUCUUACAUUACGUUUUAUUUGUCCAUUAUCUUAUCUGUAUUUGACACAUUCAGAGCUACAGACUGUUUUUUUCUGUACAAAGCAACAUCAUCUUUGUAUGCAUGUAGUAGUCUGAACAAUUAUGUGACCACACUUUGUUAUGGUACAUGUAUGUCAACAUUUCUGUAGAGCAUUGUUCCCCAUUGCGUCUAUUAGCAUAUGCAGAAUAACAAAUAAAUGUGUAUAUAACUUG